Schizosaccharomyces osmophilus is the source of this 1128-nucleotide messenger RNA. It is a transcript of the gene rtt109, whose product is annotated as histone lysine acetyltransferase Rtt109. Gene Ontology annotation, biological process: DNA damage response. The record is from RefSeq and is a predicted model, not a curated record. The transcript has a single exon. Lineage: Eukaryota; Fungi; Ascomycota; Schizosaccharomycetes; Schizosaccharomycetales; Schizosaccharomycetaceae. Gene Ontology annotation, cellular component: nucleus. Bases 1 to 1128 code for a protein of 375 amino acids. Gene Ontology annotation, molecular function: histone H3K56 acetyltransferase activity.
AUGCAGGAUGUUUGGUCAAAAAGAAUUGUAGUCGGUAAGUCAUUAACUGUCUAUUAUUUGCAAAGUGAAUCUGAAAAAUGCCAUAAUUUGUUUGGAAAAAGCAAAAAGUCGAAGGAUUUCAAGUUUGCUAGUCAUCUCUUCUUGGUGAAAGAGAAUGAUGUAUUGGUCUUCGGAAUGGAAUGUAUAGUCUACAAAAGAUUGAACAAGAGCAUCAUCUUUGUUGCUAAAGUAGAUUCUAGUGGAUUAGGGACGCACCCGGCUUCUUCUAGUGGUCUCGCAGCCUCUGCUAUAGAGACAGUGAUUGAUACUCAAUACAAGGAGGGUGCUGUAGAGGUCGAAGUGACUUUAUUCGCUAUUUCUCAAGGUCAAUAUCUCUUCCCAGAAUCUUCUGAAAACGGCCACAAGCGUGUUUUGUCAGAUUCCGGCCUUUUACACUGGUGGGUCAAAUGUCUAGAAAUGAUACGGAAAGACUACAAUCCUGACGAAGAACAAAUCAAUGAAGCAAAAGAAAAGAAAAGUUCAGCGGAAAUUUCGUCCCCUGUAACGGAUAAGCAUUUGGCAUAUAUGUUUGUGCCUGGACUUCCAUCUCUUCGAUCCUAUCUCCCAAAUAGCUUUUGGAAACAAGGAACGGCUAUACAACAAGGAAAAGCCGUAGACAUGAUUCCGCGAUAUCCAGAUGAUCCUAAGGCCAGAUACCUUUAUGAACUUCAAGAUCAACGAAGCGAAAUGAGUGUCGCCGAAUUUUGGGAUACCUUAUCGUUUCGCCAAGAGUGUUGCUCAGGAAAGUUGGUUGGUUUCUACAGUUUGAUUUUACCAAGACGUCUCGAAAAAGCCGAAUUCCCUGGAAACAAGACUUCUGGUUUUGGUCUUGUUUUACCUCCUAAACUAUAUCGGAUUAUUUAUGAUUCUCUAAUAAAACAUUCUUUUCGUUCUCCUUCGAUUGCCUCUCAAUCUACAAAAACCUUUUUAGACGAAACUAUUGCAGCUAUACAAAGGGUGGAUGGCUUUACUAUGGAAAAGGUUGCCCAAACGAUUGACGGAAAUGCCCAACCCGCUCCUCCCAAAAAGCGAGAACCGGAGCUUUCUCAAACGCUGAACGUGCUACAACCUAGAAAGAAGAAAAAAUAG